AUGGACUGGUUCACAGAACCCCAAGUCUGCGGCCGCGGCGCAACAAAGACAGGACACGGCGUGCAUACAGCGACUGUACUGGCAGGCAGUGAGAUCGGGUUCCAGGUCAUUGGGCAGACAGGCGUCAAAGGAUUAGAACCUAUACGUCCAGCCGACCCCCAGAACAUUGAUUUCCUCUACCACUCCGGCCCCGCACAACUCUAUCUCUCGAAAGCAACCGGCGCGCUUGAAGACUACGCUGGCGAUGGAGAGUGGUUCAAAGUAGGGCUGAUUGCAUCCACUGACGGUAGGAAUUGGGCGAGUUAUAUGAAGAAUGAGGUACAAUCACCUUGUCGCCGCUAUCGAGCUCCCUCGUCUUUCCCUACGUUAUUGGUGUCCGGUUCUGAUAAAUGGAAUAGUUGA
Didymosphaeria variabile is the source of this 402-nucleotide messenger RNA. RefSeq lists its product as uncharacterized. The transcript is spliced from 2 exons. Bases 1 to 402 code for a protein of 133 amino acids. The record is from RefSeq and is a predicted model, not a curated record. Lineage: Eukaryota; Fungi; Ascomycota; Dothideomycetes; Pleosporales; Didymosphaeriaceae.